AUGGAUAACUUCUUUUCGAACCUCAUGGAUGCCCUACUCGUAAGCAGGGAGCAGCCGUAUGAUGUUGUGUUUUCUAUUGGGGGAAGCAAUUUCUGGGGGCACCAGGCUAUUUUGUCAACUCGGAGCAAGUACUUUGAGCGAAUGUUUGAUGGAUGUGGUCGCAAUACCGAUAAGGAAGUGGUAGAACUCCAAGGUUUGGACCCCGGAGUUUUUGAAGAAGUACUCCAGUACUUCUAUACAGAAGAAAUAUCUCUAAAUAAUGGCACGGUUUGCGGUAUCCUUAAAACAGCCAAUUAUUUGGAAAUGGAGUGCUUACGUUUGCGUUGCAAGAAAUAUUUGGAGACGGCCGUUAACAUCGAUGACAGUAUAGAUCUCUGGAAGUUGGCAGGGUCAAUAAAUGAUUCCGAAGUGGUGUCGAGUGUCCGCCAGUAUAUCAUUUCCAAUGUGUGUGACAUCAAACUUCUACCCAAAUUCCUUGAGCUUGAACUUGAUGAGAUGAAAAAAUUAGUCACCAGCGAAGGGUUGCAUUUAUCGUCAAGAUUAGUUGAAUUAAUGUAUGCAGGAAUUAUGGCGUGGAUAAACCACUCUAAUGAGCGAAAUGAGUAUUUGAUCGAGCUUCUGAAUCUUCUGAAAAUGGAGCACGUCAGCCGUGAAUUUUUCAACUCAGUGGUUUCAAAAGAAAAACUACUACUUGAUAAUAAGGAAGGCACCAACUGGCUUAUGAGACGAGUACCUAGGACAUUUGAUCUUCGCCAGCCUAGUCAAGUUAAAAGUUUAAAUAGAUGGGGCUGCAAUUCCAAGAAGCAAAAUCCAACGGAACAGAUUCCAGCUACUAAGAAUAAUGCUAAGAGCUGUAUAGUCAAUGCAAAGGACAAACAUUUAACCAUAGACGGUGAUGGGUCAUCUCCCUUGGUUUAUCGCACAGAAACACCGAGAUAUCUUUUGACAAGCGGGAAUUCUCUCCCAGAAACACCGAGAUAUUGUAUGACAAGCGGGAAUUCUCUCACAGAAACACCGAGAUAUCGUAUGACAAGCAGGAAUCCUCUCAUAGAAACACCGAGACAUUGUAUGACAAGCAGGAAUCCUCUCAUAGAAACACCGAGACAUUGUAUGACAAGCAGGAAUUCUCUCACAGAAACACCGAGAUAUUGUAUGACAAGCAGGAAUCCUCUCAUAGAAACACCGAGACAUUGUAUGACAAGCAGGAAUUCUCUCACAGAAACACCGAGAUAUUGUAUGACAAACAGGAAUCCUCUCACAGAAACACCGAGAUAUCGUAUGACAAGCAGGAAUUCUCUCUUAGAAACACCGAGAUAUCGUAUGACAAGCAGGAAUUCUCUUAACUCAGUUGAAUUUAUAAAGGAGGACUUAAUCGACUUGGAAGGAGGCCUAUACCGCUUGGGUCGACCCCUAAAUAAGUCAAGAAAUGAGUUUUCUGUCAUAGGCAGCAAUGAAGCUAGUUCAGUUUUUCUCCCCGUGAAGAAACACUUAAUCAUACUAGAUGACGCUGAUAAGUGCUACGGAUUCAACGUCCACAGUAGGGAUAUAUUUUGUUUGGCGGACCGUCCCAAAACCCCAGGAUUCUGCGCUGUAAGUUUUCGCAAGAAUAUCCACGUUUUUGGUGGCUACAAUAACACCUGCGGUUUGGAAUACAAUGUGCGGCGGUUAUCACGACGAGUUUUGCCAAAAUUCGGUAUACCGGUAUGA
This is a messenger RNA of Hermetia illucens (black soldier fly), 1707 nucleotides long. Its product is annotated as kelch-like protein 41. Gene Ontology annotation, molecular function: protein binding. The coding region runs from base 1 to 1707 and encodes 568 amino acids. The transcript is spliced from 5 exons. NCBI's taxonomy places the organism in Eukaryota, Metazoa, Arthropoda, Insecta, Diptera, Stratiomyidae. The record is from RefSeq and is a predicted model, not a curated record.